UCUCUGACAGACUCUCGCGCUCUGCUUAGAAGCGCGUUCUAACUUCGGGUCGCCUUAGCAACCGUUUUUCAUGGAUAACGGACUGCUGAGCUCCGUCUGUUCCUGAGAGAAAACAAACAAAAGAAACAAACAAACAAACAGAAGCGGUUUGUUUCAGUCCGAGUUGGACAUUUCACCUCACACACCUGCCGAAAGUAGUUUUGUGUCGGUGUCCAAAACGCUCGCAGUGUUUGUAGCCUAACUGAGGCUGUUGGUAUUUGUUUUCAGGUUUUGUCUGAAAACACGAUGGGCUGUCAUAUAAAAUUGAUCCUGGCCGCAGUGCUGUUGGCUGAAGCAGUGAGGUGUGAGUUUGUAGAGUCAGAAGAGACCGUACCUGUGAAACUCACGCCGAGACACAGCGGCUUGUGGAGGAGCGAGUUUGUGGACAGGCACCUCUUUAAACUCGCUGCGUUUGGUCAGGUUUUCACUCUAGACCUGAGACCGGACAGCAGUUUCGUGGCUCCAACGUUACACAUCCAGCGUAUCAAAGCCAAGCAUCUCCCCACCGUUGUGAACGGCUCUGAACAGACCGACAGCGUCGUGUCCGAGAGCGGAGAGGAGCUGAGAGGCUGCUUCUACUCGGGCACGGUGAACGGGGACCUGGACUCUGUGGUCGCUGUCAGCCUCUGUCGUGGCAUCCGGGGAACCUUCGUCACGCGCGGGGACGAGUACUUCAUCCAACCGGCCGUAAACGACGGAACUUUCUCUCAGCUCCACGUCGUCAACAGACGAGUGGUCGCCUCAAGCCGAGAGACGUGGAGAGAGCUUGAUCAAGUGCAAGACGACGGCCACUUUCUGACAGGGGAGGAAGAUGACAGGAAAAGGCGGGAAAAAAGAUUCGUGUCGUCCGCGAGGUACAUCGAGACGCUGGUGGUGGCAGACUAUUCGAUGACUCGUUUCUAUGGAGACGAGAUAAAGCACUACCUCCUAACCCUGAUGGGGAUAGCUGCACAACUCUAUGCCCAUCCCAGCCUGAAGAAUGCAGUGAGCCUUGUGGUGGUCAAGAUCUUGGUGAUAGAGGAUGAGGAGCUGGGGCCUGAGCUGUCCAGCAAUGGAGGCAUGGCCCUGCGCAACUUCUGCGCCUGGCAGCAACUCUUCAACCCUUCAAGUCAGCGCCAUCCCGAGCAUUACGAUACUGCCAUUUUAUUCACCAGAGAGGAUAUUUGUGGACAUGAGCAUUGUGAUACCCUUGGUGUAGCUGAUGUGGGCACCAUGUGUGACCCCAAAAGAAGCUGUUCAGUCAUUGAGGACAACGGCCUUCAAGCAGCCUUUACGGUGUCACAUGAGCUUGGCCAUGUACUCAGCAUGCCACAUGAUGACUCCAGGAACUGUGAGAAAUUGUUUGGGCACAUUGAUGGACACCACAUGAUGGCCCCCCUCUUUGUCCAUCUCAACAAAACCUUUCCCUGGUCACCAUGCAGUGCUCUUUACGUUACUGAGUUCUUCGACAAUGGGCAUGGUGACUGUUUGCUGGACGCUCCAGAACAGACUAUCCCAUUACAGGCUGAGCCUCCGGGCCAUACAUAUGGUCUAGACCGGCAGUGCCAGCAGUCGUUCGGUGAGGAGUACACUCGCUGCCCCAACGCCCCAGAGGACCAGGCCUGUAUCCAGCUGUGGUGCCGUGAGGAAGGCAAGCUGCAAUGCACAACCCGAAACGGAAGCCUUCCUUGGGCUGAUGGCACGCCCUGCGGGGAAGACAAGAGUUGCCGUGGAGGCAUGUGUGUGUCGAACGCACUGCAGGAGGCAGAACAAGAGGAGCUCCCAGUGGAUGGUGAGUGGGGCGCUUGGGGCCCAUGGGGCCCAUGUUCUCGAACCUGUGGUGGUGGGGUUGAGUUCUCCCGCCGCGAGUGUACAGACCCAGUGCCGCAAAACGGAGGAUCCUACUGCGUAGGCCAGAGGGUCAAAUACCAGUCCUGCAACAUCCAGACCUGCCCAGGAGACUAUGGUAAGAGCUUUAGAGAAGAGCAAUGUGAGAAAUACAGCAGUGACCGUUAUUUGGACAUGGACGGGAACAUAAAGCAGUGGAUCCCGAAGUAUGCUGGAGUUUCUCCCAGGGACAGAUGCAAGCUCUUUUGCAGAGCCAAGCACAGCAACGAAUUUAAAGUUUUUGAAUCCAAGGUUGUGGAUGGUACAACCUGUGGUCCAGAUACCACAUCUAUCUGUGUCCAGGGUCAGUGCAUCAAGGCUGGCUGCGACCAGGUCAUAGGCUCCAACCUAAGACUGGACAAGUGUGGUGUCUGUGGAGGAGAUGGGACAAGCUGCAGAAAAAUAAGUGGCUCUCUGAACAAAGCCACCUUUGGCUACAAUGACAUUGUUACUAUCCCUGCUGGGGCCACCAACAUUGAUGUCAAGCAGCGCAGCCACCAUGGAAUCAAGCACGAUGGCAACUACCUAGCGGUGAAGACUGAAGAUGGAACCUAUAUUCUGAAUGGGAACUUCUCAGUGUCUACAGCUGAACAGGACAUUCCAGUGCCUGGUGCCGUCCUUCGGUACAGCGGCUCGUCCACAACCCUGGAGCGGCUUCUCAGCUUCCAGGAGCUCAGGCAGGCCAUCACCAUCCAGCUCCUUUCCACAGCCGGGGACACGUCACCACCCAGGGUCAAAUACAGCUUCUUUCUGCCCAGGGAUGUGCCCUUCAGCAAACCUGGCACAGAGAGUGGCCUCUCCCCACACAUUAUCCUACCUUUUGGGGGAGCUGACUGGGUCCUGGGUGAGUGGUCCGAGUGUUCCAAGAGCUGUGGUGCUGGCUGGUCUAGGAGAAGUGUCGAGUGUCAGGACAAGGCAGGAUCCCCAUCCUACUUCUGCGAUGCAGACCUGCGGCCAACUGACAUCCGACCAUGUGGGGACCUGCCCUGCCCUGUGUGGCAGAUGGGGCCAUGGUCAGCCUGCUCGCGGACUUGUGGUCCUGGAGAGCGUCGGCGAAGCGUGCUCUGCAUAGACUACACCGGCAAGGCUGUGGAACCAGAGAAGUGUAACCCAGAUAAGAGACCGGAGGCUGUUUCGGGGGAAUGUUUUUACCAGGACUGCUAAAACUAAUAAUGUUCCUUGGGUCAGAGAAACGGGGGAGGAGGUGAUUGCAGAAGUGUGAUCCAUAGGGUAGGUAGAGGAUGAGAGAGCUAUUAGUAUCCUUCCCUUUUGAAUAGCAAACUGACCAUGCUUCAAAGGUAAGCAAGGAAACUCUAAUAUACAACAUGGGUGCAGAAAUCAGUUGUCAAGCUUAACCAGGGCAUUUGGUAUGAGGUUUUACCUAUGUGACAGAUUAACGUGUUGUUCAUAUUCUCGAAUUUUGCUUUUAAAUCAUCUAACCACUAUUGAAGUUUUUUUUUCUUUCCCAAUUGAGAACUACCUCAGUCCAUAAAAAUCUUUUAAUACUUUUUAACCUGUCUUAAGAGGAUUCUUAUCUAAUCUUAAGAGGAAAAGAUUCUUUACCACAAAGGAAUAUUACCAAAAAGGAAUAUUACCUUUGCAAAAACCUGCUGAAACUCUGUUCAAAUACAACAGGUGACAUACCUCCAUAUUAUAAUGCAUUUUAACCCAUAUUAGACUGAUAAUGUUACUGAGAACUGAGUAAAAAUUUAUGAGCUACCUGAGACGUGGACACAACAGCUUCGCGAGUUGGUAUGUCCGUCUCUUUAGAAAUGUCCGCAUCCGACUGCUUUUUUAACAGAUAUUCUUCAUAUGUACUCUAAUAAUCUGUUUUAUUUCGCACAUUUAAUUUAUUUGCCAGUUUGUAUUCUAUAGCGAUACGUUUGUUAACUGUUAACAAUUGUCAUAAUUUAAUGCUGGUUAAUAUUACACUUGGGAAACUUUCAGAUUUUACAUAUUUCAACACUGGAUUAUUUUUAAGUGCAGUCCUAUAUUAACCACACAUUUAUGUGUGAUAUUAUACACAGACAUAGCAUAGGGCAGCGUGAAAACUAUUGGAUACAGUGAGGGCAUUUAACUCUUUAGCAUCAGCCUUUGAAAUCUGUCUGCUUAUGAUUAUUGAGAUGCUUUUUAGAUUGUUGAAAAGUAUGGCAGUGAAUAUGCUCCCACUAAGUGAUCAACAAUGCUUUUCACUAUAGCCAAGCUAUCACAAAGUUUAUGAACAAAUGCAUCAAGAUGUGACCAUGAUCCAAAAUUGACCUUUACUAUGCCUUUUUCAUAAACAUCCACUGGUAGACAUUACAUAAUAGGGAUCAUAUGAACAAACAACAGGGAUUGCAAGAAUAAAUAAUCUAUCGCUAAAUGUAAUCUUAGAAGUGCCUCUUUAUCCGCUUGGACAAAAGGGUAUCCAGUGGACUAUUGCAUUUUCACGCAAAGCUUUUCCUGUGAAUAACACAUUGAGAUCUAGGAUUCUUUUUUUCUUUUAAGCUUUAGUAGUCACUGUAUACUUCACCUCAUGCAAAAAUGCCACAACAGUCUUUAUAUUGGAAUGCCCUGGAAUUGUAAGGAAAGAACAGCUCCAUGAUAUCUAAGAAUAUUUACUAAAAAUAAAAAUCCAUUUAGACUCUCUCCUAACUCUAGUCUAGCACAACAGAAUAGAGCAGAAAUCCUUGCUCAGCUGGGCAGAAGAGCACUGAAACUUCUUUCAGUAUCAUUUAAGAGUCAUUUCCACUUUGUGAGAUGAAAAUAGUGUAAAUUAGAUGUACAGUAAAGUCAACGAGAGACAAACAAUUGAAAUAUGUUGUAAUGUUUUGCCUAUCCUCCUGAACCCAUAAGAAAACAAUAAAACAACUGAAUAAGACCCAGAUUUAAAGAUAUUAUGUCAGUCUAAAAAUUUGCAUUCCUUCUGAAUGAAAACAGAAAAGUUCCGAAAUUAUGUAGAUCUGAAACUAAAGCAUUCUAUCCCUUCAGUGAAGGUCUGUAUGAUGCUAUUGUUAUAGCUUCCUUUUUAAGCUAUUUAUUUUUUUUCUACUUUAAGACACCUAAUUGUGUUUUAUUUCUUGUUGCUGCUGUCUGUCCUCCAUAACUGUUAUGAAUUGAAAUUAUUCAUUAAAAUAUGUCUC
Messenger RNA from Colossoma macropomum (tambaqui), 5027 nucleotides. It is a transcript of the gene adamts8a, whose product is annotated as ADAM metallopeptidase with thrombospondin type 1 motif, 8a. Gene Ontology annotation, molecular function: metalloendopeptidase activity; zinc ion binding. Lineage: Eukaryota; Metazoa; Chordata; Actinopteri; Characiformes; Serrasalmidae. The transcript has 9 exons. Gene Ontology annotation, biological process: extracellular matrix organization; proteolysis. The record is from RefSeq and is a predicted model, not a curated record. The coding region runs from base 286 to 3069 and encodes 927 amino acids.